CCCCGGGGCUCGUCGGCCCCGUGCGUGCGCACGCGCGCUGUCCCCCGGAGGCGUCGGGGUGUGCGGAGCGCGCGCGCGCGGCUCGGAGGCGCACCUGUGAGGUGUCCCUUGAGGAGAGGGAGGGUGGGUGCGCGGAGCCCGCGGCCUGGGGCGCUUCAACCCCUCACUUGGAAGCGCCCUGCGUCCCAGCAGAGCCCGCCGAGCAUCCUACUCAGGUGAUGAGGAACCCUUCGCGCACCCAGCGCAGAACGCCGCUGCCGCUGGACGCCUCCAUUGUUUGACCACAACAAGGGCCGGAUUCUCACCCAGACCUGCAAAUCCAAGAGAUACAUCUCUCUGGAAGAUAAGAGAGCUUCUUCCCCAAGAUCAAAAAAGGAGACUGGAGUGAGACUCAUGUAGGGAAUCCCCAGAAGGAUUGGCACACCUGGAACCCAAGGAGCUUGCUUCCUGGAAAGGCUCCUGUCUGAUGUGUAGGAGGCAGAAUGUCCUACUGACUCUUCAAGGGGAGGCUACACGGGAUCGAGACCCUCCACCACAGGGGACACUGUGCGUUCCUUUUUCUAGAAGUGGGAAGUACGAGAUUAUUCUACAAGAGGAAGAUUCCAGGGGCUUAAAAACACAGAGGUUUGCACCUUGGGAGCCCCUUGGAAUGUUGACAACUCAGGAUCUAAAGGAAAAUUCUGUGUUAAUGAGUUACAGAAUUCAUGUGGAAGUAAAUGUCACUUUAUGAUCAAUAAUAAUACUGAGUGAGGAGCACUAUGCAGGAAGAAAUCUUCCAUAGAAAGACAGGCAGGGAGAAGCUUAGGCCAACCUUAGACCUACCUAAUAGAGCAAGCCUGAGAUAAACUGCCAGAAUGGCCAAAUAAGAGACUCUAUGAGAUAGCAAUCCUGUAACUAUAGUAGUCGUACAGAAAUUUUUUCCUCUAAAUCACGAUACCAAAUAGGAAAAAUGAUCUACAAGUGCCCCAUGUGUAGGGAAUUUUUCUCUGAGAGAGCAGAUCUUUUUAUGCAUCAAAAAAUUCACACUGCUGAGAAGCCCCAUAAAUGUGACAAGUGUGACAAGGGUUUCUUUCAUAUAUCAGAACUGCAUAUUCAUUGGAGAGACCACACAGGAGAGAAGGUUUAUAAAUGUGAUGAUUGUGGUAAGGAUUUUAGUACUACAACAAAACUUAACAGACAUAAGAAAAUCCACACAGUGGAGAAGCCCUAUAAGUGCUACGAGUGUGGAAAAGCCUUCAAUUGGAGUUCACAUCUUCAAAUUCACAUGAGAGUUCAUACAGGUGAGAAACCCUAUGUCUGUAGUGAGUGUGGAAGGGGCUUUAGUAAUAGUUCAAACCUCUGCAUGCAUCAGAGAGUCCACACCGGAGAGAAACCCUUUAAAUGUGAAGAGUGUGGGAAGGCCUUCAGGCACACUUCUAGCCUCUGCAUGCAUCAGAGAGUUCACACAGGAGAGAAACCCUAUAAAUGUUAUGAGUGUGGGAAGGCCUUCAGCCAGAGCUCGAGCCUCUGCAUCCAUCAGAGAGUGCACACUGGGGAGAAACCCUAUAGAUGUUGUGGGUGUGGGAAGGCCUUCAGCCAGAGCUCCAGCCUCUGCAUCCACCAGAGAGUGCACACUGGGGAGAAACCUUUUAAAUGUGAUGAGUGUGGGAAGGCCUUCAGUCAGAGCACCAGCCUCUGCAUCCACCAGAGAGUGCACACAAAGGAGAGAAACCAUCUCAAAAUAUCAGUUAUAUAGAGCAUUUUGAUAAGAGUUAAAAAUCUUAAAACCCAUAAGUGCCACUAGGAAGGAAACCCUGUAAAUACCUACAUUGAUCCAAGAAAUUUUUACAGCAAGCCCCGGCAGGACAUUCUUUUUGAAGAGGCAUAUGUGAGAUUUGCUUUGUUUUGUUUUGUUUUUUUUUGGGUUUUUUUGUUUUUGUUUGUGUUUUUUUGAUUCAUGCCAAGUGUGUUCCACAACUUGACUUUGAAUCUGGAAUCCCUCUGAGUGUCUGCCCAAGAUGGGCCAUGAGGUCCCAGUCAUGGGUGUGUGUUUCCUGGGAUUUGGGCUUGAUGCCUCAGUAGUGGGAAAUAUGACACAGGAAACCAUGAUCAUUGCCUAGCCUCCUGAGUCACCUUCUGUCUACACUUUACCUAACAGUUACCCCAGACAUCCCCCUUUCAGAAGCUCAUGCCCUUCCUUCCCUCGAUUCAGGCAUUCUGGUUAAUGCAUUUGAAAACACCUCUCACAAAGACAGUGUUCUGGUAUUUCUGAGGUUAUCCUUCAGUUCAGCCCCUACAUAUCGUUCCAUAGAUCCCAUUACUUCUUAGCCAGCUUUACCUGUAUGUCUUUGCAGUACCCAUAAAUAUCCAUCCCUUCCUAGAUGGCAUUAAAUUUCACUUUAGAUUUUAGGUGACUCAUAAUUUCCAUUCACUUGGCGCAUCAGAGAAAUCACUGGCAGACAUACAUGCCCUUGAACUUUUCAUGAACUUUUUAAAAAACAUGUCGUGGUUUCUGCUAAUCACUGUGUCUCUAUGUUAGACUUAAUUUUCUAGUGGCUACAUCACAUAUUUUUAACUUGAAUUUUUUGGAAAUAGCUGAAUGUAAAUAGGGAGGAAGAAGCAAGCAAGCAAAGUUGGAACUUUCUCCAUCCAGAAUUGCCCUCUUGGGCUCCUUUUGUAGCAUGUGGAGCUCCUUACUAACUAGGGGAGACCAUAGGAGAAGUGGCUGUUGGGAGGAGUCACUAAUAAUAUUUAGUCUCUGUUUCUGUAAUUUUGCGCAAUAAUGUGUAGGAGUCCUCAAUACCUUCAUUGAGGAUCAUAUUCCUUCGUUUUUAGGCAUGAAUGUCUAUGUCACUCUCUCCUUUCCUUUCUUCAUUCAUUCAGCAAGUAUUUAUUGAACACCUCCUAUGUGCCAGGCACUGUGCUAGGUGCUGGGAAUACCACUGAGUAAGACAGACAAGGGCCCUACUCUCAUGGAGUUUACUUCUGGGGGAGGAGACAGAUGAUACGCAAGUAAGAAAAUACAUAAUGUAGUUUGAGAUAGUGAUUAAGUGCUAUGAAGAAAAUAAAUUAGGGUGAUGAUUUAGAAUGGGGGUGGGGUGGGGGUGGGGCAUCAUUAGCGGUCAGGGAAGGCCUUUCUGAGGGGGGCACUGGAGUGGAGCGCGCAAGGCUGGGAGCACCAGCUGGCUGGCCCCGCUGCCACAUUUGCGGAGCGGAAGGUGGCCAGGCACUGGGGCGGAGUGAGCAGCGGGGAGGGGAGAGAUACUGAGUUGCUCAGUAUCCCAACUUUUAUAGGCCCUUUUUUCUUGUCUUCUUUUCUUUCUUUUGUUCUUUUUUUUUUUUCCCCCUUUCUUUUUGUGGCUAGAUUGAUAUUAAAAACUUAUGUGGAAGAACUCAAGGAAUGUUUAGAAGACCAAAAGUCCCCAAUAACGAGAACAAAAAGCAACUAAUUUUUAACUCUCUCUUCUCAUUCCUGUUUCCAUUGAUUCCCACAUGUAAUCCUUAUGCUCAGGAAGUCUUGGGAGAAGUUAAGCAUCUUUGAAGCUCUGAAAUGGGUGAAUAGGUUCGUGGUGUCUGUCAACUGUCUUAAGAGGUUGGAAUGAAUUACCCGAAAUAGUCAUCGAAAUACUGAAACAAAGCUUGAUUUUCUCUUCAUAUUUGAGUUAAUUUCUUCUGUUUGACUGGAAGGGGUUUUUGUGUAACUAAAACCUUAAGGCAUAAAGGAGAUUUGAAAGGAGCACAUAAUUUAGUGGGUGGGCCAUGAAACUAGAGAUGGGGUUUGGGGAUCAUUGCGUCCCUCUCUGGGUUUUCAUCGAGACAGCUCUGUUCACAGCCUUUGGGAAGUCCCUUCUCCUGCGUGUCCUCCUUGCCCAGGAGAGGGCCAGCCUAGUUCCUGGGUAAAGCCCCUUCCAGGCCUGACGCCCUCGAUGACGAUUUACUGUAGUGUCUUACCCUCGUCCAUGUCACGGUAGCCUGCGGCGUUAGAGAGCCGCCUAGACUUUUAGUUGGUAGGGAGAUGGCUGAAAUAUCAUCGGUAGGAUUUUAGUUUUAGGAAAAAUCGGUUUGAUUUCUAGCUUUAUUACUAUUAGGUGUGUGAGCUUGGGCAGAUCGCCUAAUCGUUGAGUCUAGUUUUCUCACAAAAUGAGGAUAUUAGGCUAAAUGAUUUCCGAGUUUCCAGCUAGUCCUAGAGUUCUAUAUUUCUACAUAGUUGAAUUAUUUUAUCAUGCUGUUGCUGGGGAAUAUGACUAACACUUUUGAAGCUACUAAUUUUAUGUCGAGCUUUAAGGUCCAUAAUUGUUAUCUUUGGAAAAUAUUAUUUGACCUACAGUAUGUCCAAAUCAAUUUAAUAAAAUCACUUUAUAACAGGGUUCUGCGCUUGACUGUAGUUGUGUGAAUUCAGGGGUCAUUGUGUAUGGGGGGGGUGACUUGUGUAUUAUGCCUAUGUGGGUGACCAUAUAAUUUACUUUUCAAACCGGGUACUUGAGUAAAGGGGUGCUGUUAAUGAGGCCCACAGGCCUAAGCCGGGACUGUCCCAGCAAACCGAGUUGUGAGGACACAACCCAAGCAAGUAAGAAAUGACUACGUUGCAUCAGGAAUAACUCAAAGAGGAGUUGCAAGGUCUGUGGCAAACUUGAGGUGUGAGUUACUGAGGGGAUGGCCCCUACUUGGCUGUAGCUGUUUAUUUCUGUGCUAGAAUAUAGGCCAAAAGCUCCCACAUACUCUGCUCUUUUAAGAGAAAACCAGCAAGCUGGAUUUGUAUAUAAAAUUCAGUGAUUUUGGAAUGUUGAUAACAAAUUCACGUUCCCUGUGUGACCCAUCUUGGUCAUUGCUAUCACCUGCCUCGUGCCCACAAGCUUUCAUUUCAUUUUGCAGAGUCCUGCUGUAGCCCCUGAUGACUGGCCCGCUCCUGGUCAGGUGUAACCUACCCCUCGGGGAAGCUGCGGUGGCCCCUGUUCCAUGCCACAGGCUUUGACACUGGUUCUGGCAUCUCCUGGCUUUGAGGGGCAAGUCUACAUCCCACUCCCACCACGAAGGUGGCAGCAGUUCGAACUGGCCUUUUUGACACGAGAGGGCUUGGGAAGAGC
Messenger RNA from Enhydra lutris kenyoni (northern sea otter), 5063 nucleotides. RefSeq names its product zinc finger protein 664. The record is from RefSeq and is a predicted model, not a curated record. Gene Ontology annotation, biological process: central nervous system development; regulation of transcription by RNA polymerase II. The transcript is spliced from 4 exons. Gene Ontology annotation, cellular component: nucleus. Gene Ontology annotation, molecular function: RNA polymerase II cis-regulatory region sequence-specific DNA binding; DNA-binding transcription factor activity, RNA polymerase II-specific. Lineage: Eukaryota; Metazoa; Chordata; Mammalia; Carnivora; Mustelidae. The coding region runs from base 950 to 1735 and encodes 261 amino acids.